This is a messenger RNA of Pangasianodon hypophthalmus (striped catfish), 2855 nucleotides long. Its product is annotated as natural killer cells antigen CD94. NCBI's taxonomy places the organism in Eukaryota, Metazoa, Chordata, Actinopteri, Siluriformes, Pangasiidae. Bases 143 to 835 code for a protein of 230 amino acids. The transcript has 6 exons. The record is from RefSeq and is a predicted model, not a curated record.
GCGUGCAUAAUGUAUUAAAGAGGGGGAGAGAGAGAGCGCGAGACAGAGAAAAGAGCAGGCUUCAGCACAUACGCAGCAAAAAUUCACACACCUGGAGAGAGGUUUGUUCAUUAAAGCUCUCUGAGUUGCAUUAAAUUCCACCAUGUACAUUAAAUUUUGUAAUUUCGGGCCCUACGCGGAUGUGAAAGUGUCUGGAGACUCGAAGGAGGAACCGACCCCAGAUGUUUACAGGAGAGUUUGUCUGUACAAGAGGAUUUCCGCUGUUUUCACCAUUCUCUCUGUGCUCUUACUGGCUGUGGUUUUGGCUCUGGCUAUGAAGUUAUAUGAAGUUCAGUCCAUCCAGAAGUGUCCAGAGAGACCUGAAGCUGAAGAACCUGAAGAAUUGAACUGUAGCCGCGAGCUAUGUCAGGACCUGUACCCCUCAACACAGGCUGUCCAUAACCCUGGGUAUCAGUGCUCUGAGUGUGGGAAGGGCUGGGUGAGGUUUGACAACUCCUGCUUCUUCAUAUCUAAGGAGCGUCUAAGCUGGCAGGAGAGCAGAGAGACAUGUCAGAAACAUGGUGGAGACCUGGUUGUCAUCAGAAAUGAAUAUGUGCAGAAACUUCUAACUGAGAGUGGGGGCAUGCUGUACUGGAUUGGGCUCCGUUAUUCAGAAAAGCAGCAGUGGAUGUGGGUUAACAAUACUGCACUAACCAAGAGCUACUGGGCCCAUGGCCAGCCAGAGCCAGACACUCAAGGCUCCUGUGCACUGCUAAGAGGACAGAGGGCACCCAUGAACAAUUGGUAUUCAAACCCCUGUGUGGUGUCCUCAAAUUACAUCUGCCAGAGAGGUUAAAAGUGGAGAAUGAUCAACCAUCACCAUCACAUACAUCUGCUACAUUUGCCUUUAAUAUCAUCAUUUUACUCUUUUACUUACCUUUUGCAAAAGCAGUUCAUAAAUAUUAACAAAUACAUGAAUGGAACAUUAAACAAUCCUGCUACGUGAUGCACAUAGCAUAGUGACUGUCUGCUUAUUUUAGUCGUAAAUUGUAAUCCUUUUAAUUGCACUGCUACAAAAUUACUUUGCACUAAGACCUUAUUUCUUUGCACUAAGACCUUAUUCACACUAAAACAUACAAUGGGUAUGAAAAUUCUACAUACCCCUGUUAAAACAGCAGGUAUUUAUGAUGUAAAAAAUGAAAAAAAGAUAAAUCAUAUCAGAACAUUUCCACCUUUAAUGUAAAAAUGACAACCUAUACAAUACCACGUUUCAGAGAAGAAAUAAAAAAAACUUAAUCUAAUAAUUUAAUCUAAGAAUAAUCUAAUUGCAGAAGUGUGCACACCCUUUUUAUAAUUGGGUACGUGGCUGUGAUCAACCAAUCAUCAAGCUCAUUUGCACUAGUAGUUAGUACAUACCUGUCUUCAACUGAAGUGACUCUGAUUAACGCCAAAUAAAUCUCAGCUGUUUGUAGGAUUUUUCUGACAUCGUCUUGGUUGCAUCCUACUGCAAGAGCCAUGGGCCACGAAGAGCUUACAAAAUAUCAACAGGAUCUCAUUGUUCAAAGGUAUCACUCAGGAGAGGGCUACAGAACAAUUUCCAAGGCAAUUUCCAAGGCAGGGAGAAAAUAUGGUACAACAGUGACAUUACCAAGAACAGGCCUUCCCUCCAAAACUGAUGAGAAGACAAAGAAAACUGGUCAGGGAGGGUGUUAAGACACCUACAGCAUCAUUAAAGGAGCUGCAGCUCUUUCUGGCAAGUACUGGUUGCUCCCUAUAUGUGACAACUAUCUUCUGUAUUCUUCAUCUGUCUGGGCUAUGGGCCAGGUGGCAAGACACAAGCCUUUUCUGAUGACAAAACAUCCAAGCCCAGCUAAAAUUUGCAAAAACAUAUAUCCAGUCUCCCAAAACUAUGUGGAAAAAUGUGUUGUGGUCUAAUGAGACCAGGAUUGAACCUUUUGGCCAUAAUAGUAAAAGAUACGUUUGGUGCAAAAACAACACAGCACAUCAGCAAAAGAACAACAUACCCACUGUGAAGCAUGGUGCUGGUAUUAUCAUGCUUUGGGGCUGCUUCAGAUGGAACUGGGGCUUUCGUGAACGUGGAGGGAAUCAUGAAUAGCUCCAAGUACCAGUCGAUUUUGGCACAAAACCUUCUAGCAUCUGCUAGAAAGCCAAAGAUGAAGAGGACUUUCACCUUUCAGCAUAACAGUUGAAAGGUGACCUGACCUGACCAACUGUCCUGAAUCCAACUAAAAAUCUGUGGGGGGACCUGAAGAGGGCUGUGCACAGGAGAUGCCCUCGCAAUGUGACAAAUCUGGAACAUUUUUGCAAAGAAGAGUGGGGUAAUAUUCCCAAGUCAAGAUGUGCCAAGCUGAUAGACCCUGAUAGUUUUUGAUUUUUAUAUUUUUUCUCUGAAAUGUGUCAGUUUGGUUUUCAGUGGCAUUGUACAGGUUGUAAUUUUUACAUUAAAAGGUGGAAAUGUUCUGAUAUGUUUUAUCUUUCUUUCAUUUUUUACCAGGUUAAAACCUGCUGUUUUAACAGCCUUUAACCUGCUUUUUAACCUGUAAAACCUGCUGUUUAACAGGUUAACACUUGCUAUUUUAACAGGGGUGUGUAGACUUUUUAUAUCCAUUGUAUGCAGAAUGUAUUAUGAAACUAAAUAUAUAUCUGUGUAUCUGUCUUUAAAAUAAGUAGUGAGAUGUCAUUGAGAUGUCAAUGAGUAUAAUUAGUGAUUAAGUAGAGAUGCCUUUACAGUGAUUCAAUUUAAAAUUCUACUGUUUUGUCUUCACUUUGUAAUGCACACUUUUUGCCCACACAGCUUCUGUCAUGUGAUUUUUUCACCGUAAAUUAGUAUUCAUUCAAUAAAAUGAUGAAAUGAU